This is a messenger RNA of Drosophila willistoni, 1899 nucleotides long. RefSeq lists its product as uncharacterized. Gene Ontology annotation, molecular function: DNA binding. Lineage: Eukaryota; Metazoa; Arthropoda; Insecta; Diptera; Drosophilidae. The transcript is spliced from 4 exons. Gene Ontology annotation, cellular component: nucleus. The record is from RefSeq and is a predicted model, not a curated record. Bases 60 to 1751 code for a protein of 563 amino acids.
UCAAGCCCGGCCCUCUGUUUGUUCUUAUUUGUUAAAGGUGAAAGUCUGGCUUAACAGUCAUGCCAGCCCUAAAACAUAAAGCCGAAACACGCAAAUUGUAUUUCAAUUCGUUGCUUCAGGCAAUUAAAUUUUGCAUAUUGGAAAAGAAGAGCGUUCGAUCGACUGCCCAAGAGUAUGGGAUAGAUAAAAAUACUUUACGCCGUAAUAUUAAGAAAGUGGAAGAAAAUUAUGAUGAUAUCGCCAUAGUGGAGGAUGACGAGUUGUUGGAAUUCCUUCGUAUGUGUAGUAGAAAAACUCCAUGUAAUAUGAUUUUCACACCCUCCCAAGAAAAGGAUCUUGUUGAUUAUAUACUCAAAUAUGUUGAUCAUUAUCAUGGCUUGACCCUUGGUGAGGUGAAACAGUUGGCUUUCCAAUUUGCCAACAAGCUGAAACUAAAGUAUUUCUCUUCCUGGGAUGAUGAUGCCACAGCCGGUCCUAAGUGGUGUAGACUUUUUAUGAAACGUCAUCCAGAACUUACACUCAGACAUCCAGAGCAAAUAUCACUGAAUCGGGUCAAAGCUUUUUCCAAGCCAAUAGUUGAAAAAUAUUUCUCAAAUUUAGGCAAUCUGCUAGAGAAACACCUGUUCGGUUGCAAUGCCAUUUACAACAUGGCUGAAUGUGGUUUCUCAGCAGUUCCUUCUAAAAUGGGCAAAGUUAUAGUCUUGAAUCAGGGAAUCAGAAAAGUUGCAUCGGUCGAGACACUAGAGCGGGGCACAAUGUUAACCAUGGCCCUUACGGUCAAUGCUUAUGGCAAUUCUAUUCCUUCAUUCUUCCUAUUUCCCCGCAAAGAAAUGGAGACUGGAAACUGUUUAGACAAUGUUUUAGACGGAACUGUUGGUUUGGCCAAUGAAUCAGGUUUGAUGGGUCAGCCGGAGUUUGUUCAAUACCUAUGGCAUUUCAUUAGAUUUGUUAAUCCAUCAUUAGAACGGCCAGUACUUUUGCUUUUAGACAGUCACACUUCACAUUUAUCCGUCGAAGCACUUGAUAUUGCUUCUGAAAAUGGUAUACAUAUUCUCUCAUUUCCGCCAUAUUGUAGACAUAAAUUGAACCCAUUGGAAGUAUCUGUUUUUGGCUCACUCGAGAAUUAUUUCAUAUCUGAAUGUUCCACUUGGUCAACAAAAAACGACAAUAAGGUUUUUAAAAUCCAAAAUAUUCCCGAACUUGUAUGUGCCGCAUUGGACUCAGCCCUAAUGCCAAAGACAAUUAAAAUGGGUUUCACUGCAACGGGCAUUGCUCCAUAUAAUCCCAACAUCUUCAGUGACACUGACUUUGCGAAUUAUAGUAAUCCUUUUGAAGACAACGAAAGUGAACAACAAACCCGUAUUAUCCUUGUAGAUGCCGCAAAAAAAGAUGAUCACGAUGGAGAGGUAUUUAUUUAUCAUUCAUCGAUCUCAGAUGAAAUUGAUCCUUUGCAAGAUUUGGCUUUAAAAAGGGUUAAACGAAAACUAUCAAAGAAAAUAUUGCCAAACAAGGCAACAUCACCAUCUAAGCGUCACAAAGCAAAUGAUUCGCUGCCUUUAGAGGAAGAUUUUUGUAUCAUUUGCCUAAGUUUGUUGCCCACAAAUAUGACCUCCAUCAAUUCCACCAAAUGCUCCAUAUGCCAACUACCAGUUCAUCUGAAAUGUGCAACAGAAACUAGCUUUACUUGCAAAAUUUGUGAACAUUUGGAGGAUGGUAAUAAGGAUAAAUUCAAUUAUCUAUUAAAGACUUAAAAAUUUAAAAUUUUGUGUGGCCUUUGUUUCAAAUGUAUUAUUUUAUAGAACCACAUUUACUAUAAAUAUUAAAAAAACGUAUAAAGAAAAUUCUUAUAGUACCUAUAACAUAUAACUACCUCUUCAGAAACAAAAAUGCAAAUGGGUU